AUAAACCGCCGGAACACAGAAGCUCUCCGAAGUCCUGGAGAACAGCAGCUCUUCUGCACCAAGGGGUUUGGCUCCUUGGGCUUCUAAGGGUCCUACCGCUGACUGCAACCUUCCCAAGAGGCUGGAGUUUCAGGGAUGAGAACAUGGCUUGUCCCCUUGAGGCCUUCUUCCUUGGGCUAAUCUCAACACAGUUGCUUUGGAAAGGUGUGAUGCCUGCAGAAGGGUAUAGCGUUAAUAUUUCUGUAUCCCGUGUGUUGGUAGAGGAAGGGCUCUGUGCCACGGUUCCCUGCACUUUCACUUAUAACGAAGGUGAUGCCGACCUGAAGGAAACAUUGAGGGGAUGUUGGAAGAAAGAAACAAAAAAAACAGAUUGUCCAAAAGAUGACAGUCAUACCUUCCAAAUCAUUGGGAAUCUAACAGCAGGAAACUGUUCUCUCCUCAUCUGGAACCCCCAAAAAGAUGACAUGGGGUCAUACUAUUUCAGAAUGCAAAAAAACCCUAGGGCACAUUAUAGCUUUCACAAAGGUACCAUAUCCCUGGAGGUGACAGAAACUCAGUCUCCAAAAAUAACAAUGGAUACCAUGAAAGCAGGAAUGCCUACAAAUAUCACCUGUGCAACCUUAGGAGGCUGUAGUCGGAUGCCUCCAAAUAUCACCUGGGUUGGCUUUCCCAAGCCCAUCAAACCUCAUGUGCACUUGAAUGAGACCCAGGUUUACACCUCAGUGGUGGAUUUCUCACCUUCUCCUGAAGACCACAAGCGGAAGAUCACCUGCAUGGUCAAUUACAUAAAUGAGACUAAACCUGUUCCCAGGCAGGAUACUGUCCAACUAAAAGUCAUGUUCAAACCGCAGAUGAAAUGGUGCAAGGGUUUUCAUUUUCGCUCCAAUAUAAGUCAGCAGAACUUCACGAACUUUUCUCAGCUCAACGUACAAAAAGGGGAUUCCAUCGAGGUACGCUGCAAGGUAAUAGGCUAUCCUUCGCCCAACAUGACUUGGGUUAAGGGAAGCAAAGACUUCCAGCAACAACCCCCGAAUGUCCUGAAGCUUUAUGAUCUUAAGGUGGAGGAUUCUGGGACGUACACAUUUCAGGCAACCAAUAAACUAGGCGUUCAUAAAACAUCGUUUGAACUCUCCGUAAAAGAGCAAAAUACAACCCUGAUUUUCAUUGUGACUGGUGUCCUCAUCGUGCUCGGUCUCGUUGUGCUAAUCCCUGGAAUCAUCCUUGCUUCUAAAAGAUACCAGAGGAAGAGAAAAACGAUUACAGACUCAAAAGCAGUAAAUACCUUAACGAAUGUCAAGAAACCCAGCACUUUGGACCUCGCUGCUCAGGAAGUGAACGGCGUUGCCUCCAAAUCAAGAAGCCCCCACGAAUCUGUGGAUGGAGACCCUGAAGAAAUCCAUUACGCGACUCUUAGAUUCAAUGUGCCAAAUCCUAAUCCAGAUACAGCUGCAGAAGACAUCCAAACGGAUUAUGCUGAAAUCUGUCCUUCCAAUUCUCAGGGAAAAGAAGCGUGAAGGUUUUUAAGGGAAUUCCUCUCUUCUGAUUAGCAGUCCUCAGAAGUUUGCCAGUUCCUGUUUACAUUGCGCCUUGACUCUGUUUCUGUAUCCUCUUUGGAGAUAGGAGCUGCCUAUCCAGCUGUUAAGCCCCGAACAGCACAGCAGGACGAGGGAAGCAAAACUCCCUUAGAAUUCCAUCAAUCAACUUUAAUAUCAAGAAGUAAAGGGCUGCGAUAUAGACUUUUGGAAACCAAAUGCACAAAACUAUUCCGUAUUUAUGAAUGGGGGGGGGGUCAGUGGUGGGUUUCACAUCUUGUUAUCACCGGUUUGCCAUGCAUGCAUGCCCCCGCUUCACAGGCACACGUGCCUCUUCCACAUAUGUGCCCAGCCUUCCAUGCAUGUGCUUUGCUCACAGGUGUGCCUUCUGCACAUAUGCCCGGCCUCAAAAAUGUGCCUAAAGAAGACAGCAUAGAGUCGAGGGUGUGUGUGUGUGUGUGAGUAGGCACACCCACGAUUUCCGCUACCGGUUCUGGUGAACUGCUCCGAACCGGCUGAAUACCACCUCUGAAUGGGGUCUUUGUGGGUUCUUUAGACCCCUCCCAACCCAACAAUGCAAAAUUGAAAGGUUAAAUGCUUUCCCCCCACCAGAGUAGCUUGGCACUCAGAUACCCAUCUGCCUUUUGUUUCUGGUUUUGAAAUACUCCCCCUCUUUCCGGGCUACAGUGACGUUCUCUUAUCAAAGGAUUGCAAUCUAACGGUUUCACAUGAUUUGGCCCAUUUGAGAGUCAGUGGCCUCCUACCCUCUUUAAAAGAGCCCGGGUGUUCCCGGGAAGAGAAGCAGCUGCUUUAAAGAGCUACGUUCCCAUUUCUGUGCCCUCCGAAGCCCCUUUUAAAAAUUGAAUCCAACCUUAAAGGAUAAUAGGUAAGAAUGAAUCCAGUCUUAAAGGAAAAAUAUGUAAGAGGCACUUUGAGCUGCAAAAUGGGGGGAGCAAAUUUAAUAAAUAAAGAAAUCAUACCAAUGAUGCCUAUUGAA
This is a messenger RNA of Thamnophis elegans (Western terrestrial garter snake), 2529 nucleotides long. Its product is annotated as sialic acid-binding Ig-like lectin 13. Bases 144 to 1514 code for a protein of 456 amino acids. The transcript has 9 exons. Lineage: Eukaryota; Metazoa; Chordata; Lepidosauria; Squamata; Natricidae. The record is from RefSeq and is a predicted model, not a curated record.